AUGUCGUGGCGAUCGAGUGUUCGAGGUCCAGCGAAACCUUCGUUUGCAUGUCCAUUCCCCUUCCGAGUCGUCCCGAGUAUCCCAGAUGUAGUACUUCGCAGAAUAUUCUCAAUGAUGUCCUACAAAGAACUAUGCGCUUGUGAAGCCGUCUGUCGUAGAUGGCAAACCAUCAUACAACAGCAGAUGAAGCGCGAUAUCCACGAGAUCUCACUGGAAUCGAUUGGUUCCUACAAUGUAAAUAUUAUGUGGCAAAAGGGGCUGAAACGGUUGACGGUUUCUUGCCCACCAUCGUCACCAGAUUUUCUUGCGGGGUUGAUUCGUAGGCAUAGGGCUUCUAUUGCUCGAUUGACUACGGAUUUUAGAUUCCUAUGUACCAUAGAAUCGAUUCGCGUGAACAAAGACGAAAAACGUAAAUACUUUGGUAAAGCUGAAGAAUUAUGGGUAUUGGUCGUUUGCCCAAAAGAAGAGGACGUUGUUCGAUUCGAAUCAGUUGAAGAACGCAUUUUUAACGAAUUAACCGGCAUCACCCUGCAAUUAAUGGUCUCGUCGAAAUUUGUAAUCACGUCAAACGCUCGAAUCCUUCAAAUUUUUGCCCAACGACACCCACAGGCCCAGAUUACAAUCGAGCUGCAUGCCGAUAAUGCAAAUUUGAUCUUCGCCCAACUAGAAGCUUUCCCAGCCUGUAAUCCGCUUAAAAUUAAAAUAAUCUGCACCGAUUUUAACUUGCCCCGGUUUAAACUGGAUACACUGUCGGAGAUUCUAUCUGCACAACGGAUCGCGGCCAAGAUCAUCACGUUCAGAGAUUGGACCCUGUGCUGUGACGGGAUCACUCCAGUGGUACCCGGUCCUCUGGAUACAUUCAGAAUAUCAUCAUGUACAAUCGAGUCAGUGGAUGCUCUAGUCGAUUCGUUUAAGGCUGCCGUGAAAAAAAUGGCUCCGAAGAAAGUGGUGAAGAAGGUUGUGAAAAAGAAGGCUGAAGCUCCACCUUUGGAUGAGGAGCCGAAGCCAAAGAAGAAGGUUGUCCGGAAAGUGCUGAAAAAGAGGCCGCCUGUAGUAAAAAGAGUUGAAGUGGCAGGGCAAUGUACACUACGUGGGCUCGAUUUUUUGCAUCAUAAAGCACACACUGAGCUUGAGAAUCGCCUUGCCGCUUGUGUUCCUACGAUGGAAAUUGACACCUCAGAAAUCUACUAUUGGGAC
Mesorhabditis spiculigera is the source of this 1197-nucleotide messenger RNA. Lineage: Eukaryota; Metazoa; Nematoda; Chromadorea; Rhabditida; Rhabditidae. The record is from the annotation of a GenBank genome assembly.